AUCUCCGCCCGCCAAAGACCGCCACUCUCACCACCGCAUGUAGAAGAAGCCACCGCCUUCAAUGUCGUCCAACGACCAAACCCUAGCCUCGCUAGUCUCCCACCUCAUCUUCUCCUUAGACGGCGCCGUUUUCGGCACAAUAGUCGCCUUCGCCGCCGUCGGAUCCUUCCGCACCUACAAAUCCAGCUCCUCCGCCCUCCACAAAAUUCGCCAAGCGCCCUCCGUCAACGUCUCCGAUCUCCGCUCUGUAAUCCCCGACGACUCCGACCAGCCUCAGCCCUCCGAUGCCGCCAAGCUAGUCGUCCUCCGCGGCCGCGUCCAAACCAAACCCGGUGCCGACGGCAUCUACAAGAGCCUCAAGUCCAGUGCCCCCGUCAACCCUGACACCGAUGAACACACGUACUUGGACGCCGUCAUCGUUCAAAGAUCGCAGCGGCUUUUGUAUGACGAGUGGAAGGGCUUGUUUGGGUGGACGUAUGAUGUGAGAGCCAAAUUGGCGAAGCCAUGGAGAGAACAAGAAUCGAGGACGAUCAAAGCGGUUCCUUUUGUUCUUGGUGAGAGUGGAGUUUCCGAUUUCGUUGUUCCGAAUUUCGAUGGAUCAAAUCACUCCGUUCCUCUAAUCACAGUUUAUCAGCAAAAGCAGCUGUUUACUCCCAAUCCCUAUACAUUCCUGCAGAAAAUAUUCGGUCAUGAUUACCCGAUUGGCCUACAAGAUGAAGAAAAGAUUCUUCCAGUGGGAGUUGAAGUCAGUGCUGUCGGUACCUGCAAUUUCCAGAAUGGGAUACCGGAAAUCAAGUCAUGCAGUGAUCUUCCUUAUUUUAUGUCUUUGCUUGAUAAGGAAGAGUUGGUUCUAGAUCUUGAACAGAAGACAAACAAACUAUUCUGGGCUGGGGUGGGUCUUGGUUUGUUGUCAGUUGGAAUCCUCUGCUAUGCUGCUGUAAGGAAUUGGCACAAAUUGAAAGAACGGAGGCAACAGAGGCAGCAAGAGCAAGCAAGCGAUGCAGCUAGCACCAUUGCUGCUCCUCAAAUUGAAGAAGAAGAUGAGGAAGUAGGGGAAGUAUCUGAUGGGCAAUUAUGUGUCAUCUGUCUGAUGAGGAGAAGACGAUCUGCUUUCAUUCCGUGUGGGCAUCUCGUGUGUUGUCAUCGCUGCUGCACAUCCGUUGUGCUAAGCACAUCACCCAAAUGCCCGGUCUGCAGGCAGGAGAUCCGCAGUUCGGUACGGAUAUAUGACUCUUAGUUGUAGUUUUUAGUAUUAGGAUAUACGAGGAAGUUUCAUGUAAAGUGAUUCUUGAUAGUUGAGGAGUAGUCUCUUACCCAUGAGUUUAACUGUAGA
Molecule: messenger RNA, 1333 nt
Organism: Fragaria vesca subsp. vesca
Lineage: Eukaryota; Viridiplantae; Streptophyta; Magnoliopsida; Rosales; Rosaceae
Product: mitochondrial ubiquitin ligase activator of nfkb 1-like
Exons: 6
Coding region: 62-1237 (391 amino acids)
Biological process (GO): protein ubiquitination; organelle organization
Molecular function (GO): ubiquitin-protein transferase activity
Source: RefSeq, a predicted model, not a curated record